AUGCUGCAGCUGGCGGCCACGGACGCGGCGAGCCUGCAGCGCGUGAGGCGGGCCCUGGAGGCGUGGGGGCGCAAGGGCCUGCUGGAGCCCGGGUACCUCAAGCUGGGGGGGGAGAGGCUGGACGCACUGGGCCGCAGCCUGGAGGACGGCGGCGGCGACGCCGCGCGCGCGGCCGCGGAGGCCGCCCAGGCGCGGCAGGCCUCGCCGCCCCUCGACCCCCGGCUGUCGCGCAUCGUGCUGACCGCGCUGCCCCGCGCCACGACAGAGGCGCAGCUCAUGCCGUGGCUGGGGCCGCGGGUGGCGGCGCUGGAGGCGGCCGACCUGCGCGACAGGGAGGAGGCGGCGGCAGCGGUGGCGGCGGCUGACGCUGAGCUGGCAAACCUGCUGGACGGGGAGGAGGGGGAGGGGGACCAGGGGCAGGGGGACGGCGCGCGCGACGCCCCGGAAGAUGUGCAAGGCCCCCAGCAGCAGCAGCAGCAGCAGCAGCAGCAACAGCAGCACGAGGGCGACAGGGCAGAGUCUCAGGCAGCGCCGCUGCCUGUGCUGGCGCCCGUCAAGGGAUGGUGUGACCCAGGGGCUGCGGUGGUGACCAACCUGUUUGGCCCUGCUGCCGAGGUGGCGUUGCUGCUCGACCCCUUUGGCAGCAUGACAGGCCCCGGCGGCGGCGGCAACCCUGGCGCGCCGCUGAUGCAGCAGCUGCUGGCGCACACCGCGCUGCUUCUGCGGCCGCGCGCCCCCCGCGUGAGGAACGUCCUGCCGGACUGCGGGGAGGGGGCGGUCGCCGACACGCGUGUGGCCACGUGGCGCGAGGUCCUGCAGCCCGCGGAGGAGGCGCGGCGGCGCGCGGCGGCGGAGGCGGCCGGCGCCGUUCAGGAGCAGGAGCAGGAGCAGUGGCAGCGGGAGCAAGCUGCUUGGGAGGCGCAGCAGCAGGCGGCAGGGGCCGAGCAGUGGGCCCCCCAGCAGGGGCAGGAGGCGGGGCGGGGGCAGCAGGGCGCGGGUGCAGACGAGUGGAUGUUUGAUGAGGCGGCAGCCGAUUCUACCGAGUGGAUGGCGCACGUCCCUUCAGCGCCGCAGAGGGACGAUGUGGGGGAGGCCGCGCAGAACGCGCCGCAGCCUGCGCCUUGGGCCGCGGCCACGCCCGCGCCUGCGCCCGCGGCCGCGGCCACGGCCAUUGCCCUGGACGAGGCCGCGAUGAUCGCUAUGAUGGCGCUGCCCUUGCAGGAGCAGGGGUACGCGGCGCAGUACGAGCAGCCGCAGUACGAACAACAACAAUAUGAGCAGCUACAUUCCAAGCAGUUGCAGUACGAGCACCAGCAGUAUCAUCAGCAGCAGUUCGAGGAGUAUGAGCAGUACGAGCAGCAGCAGUACCAGCAGCAGCAGUACGAGCAGCAGCAGUAUGGAGAUCAGCAGCACGAUCAGCCGCAUUUCGAGCAGCAGCACUAUGGGCAGCAACAGUUUGAGGAUCAGCAGUACGAGCAGCAACAGGAGGACGAGGAGGACCUUGAGCAAGCCGAGGCGCUUUACCGCCUGCAGCAGCAGAACGGACACCUUUGA
Molecule: messenger RNA, 1554 nt
Organism: Monoraphidium neglectum
Lineage: Eukaryota; Viridiplantae; Chlorophyta; Chlorophyceae; Sphaeropleales; Selenastraceae
Exons: 4
Coding region: 1-1554 (517 amino acids)
Source: RefSeq, a predicted model, not a curated record